CCUUUGGAGUGGCAGUCGUCGAGCGCGUUUCGAGUCGGUUGCACGUGGCCCUCUUCCUCCUCUUCUCUGGUGGCAAUCAGUUAGUCAGGUAUUCGAACGAAGAAUCGGAUUAUACGGAAGAAUCGUUUCGUUCGUCCGAAUGAUGUGGGCUUUAGGCGAAGGAUCAUUCGCCGUCACCGCUGCGGGAUGCAGACGGUCAUAUGCAAGUGCAAGCGAGUGCAUCUAAGCAUGGGAAGCAAGUGUAGCUAAAAUAAAUUCGAGCGGAACGAGGGGUUGUGUCCCGGCCCAGUGGUGGUGGAGGAGGCCUCUGAGCAGUGAUUAGGAGCAAUUGCUACGUGCGUUGCCCCUCAAUGAGGAAAAUGCAUCAGUUUGGAAAUUGAUAUGUAGUGUGUUGUAGCAGUAGAGCCGCCGGCAGACAAGCUCAUAGAAGGAUGGUGACAGCCAGUUGAAAAGGGGCAUGGGAAAAGAAGUAAAUGUGAAUGAAACAAAAAAGAUUACGACCAGUGAUAUGUAGCGGGUGGAAAUAGAUGUCAGUGAGGCGACAUUUAUAACGUAGUGUGGAUAAUGAUUUAAGUGCAUGUGGCGAGGGCUCAUUACAUGGUGGAAAGGCACUUGAGAAGAUGAUCCGCAAUCCAGCAGUCGGAGUCAUGUUAGAAGUGAUGUUGAUGUGAAGUGUGCGGAGAAUUGGAAAAACGACAAAAAGGGAAGGGGAAGUAUUUUUCCGUGACAAAUGUGGUGAAGUGUGACUGAGUAGCGCUGUUACAAAUUAAUCAUCGAGGGAUUUCCCGUGUUUUGGAUAAACGUCUCUUUGGCGUGCACAAGUGACGGAAAAUAGCGUGACAUUGCUGCGGUGAUUAUGCUUGAUGUGGAAAUAUUUGUGCCAGAAGGAAGAUCAAUUUCCCGCAUUGGAGGAAAACUGCACCGCCCGAAUUUGCAAUCUGCAUCAGCAAUCAAGUGCAACAUCAAACAAAUCUCGCCGCCCACAAAUGAACGGAAGAAAGAUUCUGUGUAUACAAGAACUAUAAUCAUGAUGCACUGAUGGCUCCAUGGAGUCGUUCGCUUUGAGAAAAUCCAUCUGGUAAUAGUUUUUGUAGUAGUGAGCAGCUUCCGGUUCUGAUUUGAAGUUCUGUAAUCAUCUUGACUUUCGAAGUAUAUUGUGCGCUUCUUUGCGGUUCAGAGAGGCAUUGAAUGCUUUCAUUGUUUAUUGGGGGAAACAUUAUUCCUAAGAAGUAAAACAUUACGAACGGCCUUUCAUGCGUCAUCGGAAGUUGGUUCUGUAUUUGCAACGAAAUGAAAAGGUUCGCGUGUUUGCAUGAAUCCGUGGUUGAUUAGGCUUUCAGCGCGUACGGCGGAAUGAUUAUAAAUAGGCCUAUCAAAUAUUUGCGAGUUACCGCAACCGUAAACCGUGAUCCGGCUCGCUAGUGCGUUGUAUCCGAUUAUAGUCCUCCAUGGUUGGUUGUCGCCUCCGCGUCAUCACCUCCAAACUGUGUGUGCUUGUAGACAGACGUGCUUCCCAUUAGUCGAUCGAAAAUAGUCAACAUCAGACCGUGGCUUGAGACGGGACUUCUCCAUCAGGUUUUCAUCGCAUCUGUUGAUGGUAAACUGAGCAGACAUUAAUUAGCCGUGAGUGUAUUUAUUUACGGUAGACCUACCUGCGCCUCGACUGAAGAUAGUCCAUCAGAAGGAAAAGCAUUACCCAGAGAAGGCAGCCGGGAAAGCAGGAAAGACCUGAUCCGCGACAAUAGCACUUCCGGAACAUGCCAGCCCACAUCCGCCGUAUGCCAGCGGCAGAAAUAACAUCGUCGCCUUCAACCAGAACAGUGCUCGCAGUCCAACAGGUGCUUGGAAAAAUUGUGUCAUCUUUUGUAACGGCAGCGGCGUGCGACAACAGCAAGCGCAUAAAAAAUCAUAAAGUAGCAAUCUGCUGAGCAUUAACUGUAUUCAAAGCCGCACCCCUCCCCCCACACGGGCAUAAAAAAUUCCACCCGACCGGAUUAUGUAAACAGGAAAAUGACAGCCCCAGCAAUGUCACGUGGAUAUGUUUCGCUGCCAUUGCACAAUGCGGCGCCAGUUGGGUGAACAUCGACAACUGCAACAUUUCCGGUGGUGGCGCAGCUGUCUUCUGGGUGACUCGACAGUGAGGACGAGCGAUAGGGUAAAUGAACCUGUUUGGAAAUAUCCUAGCUCUUGUUCUGGACUAAUAAUAAAUGCACAUGCAACGACGCAACAGCAAAUGUUCCAGGUGUAAUACCCGCUAGCCUGGAGCUACCGACGCGGUAAACUUGCGAAUAAACACAACCAGAGCGCGUGGGAAACUUUUCUGCAUAAAAUAAAAAAGUGAAACAAGAAAAACUAGCGUACAGGAAACUCCGAACUCUUCGUGAUAUAUGGGACGGAAGGCUGCUGCCAGAACUGGGGCAUAACAGUACCGAGAGGAUAAAAUAAAUAGAUGACUAGCCUAAGGCAGGACAGUUAGAGCACGGUCCACUCUGCAGCGCCAACAGAGUUCUGUAAUAUGGCUCGACGAAACUUUAGCAGUGACGGAUGCAACUGCUGCUGUAAUCAGAAACAACUAGUGGCUGUGCUGGUCUUUUUCACCAUUGCUCUGGGAGCUCCACAUUCAGAUCCCAGCUCUCUGUCGGACAACUAUCUGGCACCGGCAAUGUCACAGGCAUAUUUUGCAACCCGAAACAAUACCAAAGUCACGGCACAAAAGGGCGGCACUGCACUGCUGCCAUGCACCGUACUGACACAAACUUCCGCCCUGGUAUCCUGGGUGAGACGAAGGGACUUCCAACUGUUAACCGUAGGACUAUCGACAUACAGCAGUGACGAGCGCUUCCUGGUGCACCACAUCCGACAUAUGGGUCAUUGGGCGCUGCGGAUCAAGGCCGUUCGGGACGAAGACCAGGGCCUGUACGAAUGCCAACUGUCCGUGCACCCGGUGCAGUCGGUGUUUGUCGAGCUGAAAGUUGUAGAUGCCGUUGCGGACAUCGUGGGAGCCCCAGAUUUGCAUAUUGACGAAGGUUCAACGUUGCGGCUCGAGUGCAAACUGAGGCAAGCCACGGAAUAUCCCGAUUACGUGUUCUGGUACCACCAGCACAGCAUGGUAAACUUCGACCAACAAAAUGGCUUUUCGGUGACGCCAUUCCAGCCGGUUGAUAGCACAGUUCCGACGGACGAACUGGCGGAUCAACCAUUCCCACCGUCGUUAGAUGAAACCCAUUACGGGCAACUCAAUCAUGGGCACGGUCAUCAUCACCACCACCACCACCGCAACCAUCCGCAUCAUCAUCACCAUCAUCGGCAGCACCCGCACCGGUUGCCACCGCAAGGCCCAACAACGCAGGACGACACCGACGAUGGUAGUUUCGGUCUAAACGCGCUGGACCUGAUGAGUCCAGUCGCGGCAGCAGCCGGAUCCAUGAGCCUUCUGGAUGCUCCACUGCUGGAUUCCGGCGAGUUGAUGGCCACCGAUCUGACCGCCGGUUUUUCGGCCGUCGAAGAGCAGCUACACCUGUGGGCUCUAAACCAAAGUGGCUUUCUGCCCUACUCCCACCUCCUCUCGCCGGCCACCAGCGUCCUGACAAUCAAGGAAGUGCACUCGAAGCAUGCCGGCAAUUAUACUUGUGCACCGUCCAACAUGCGUCCGGCCAGCAUCACGGUGCACGUGCUGCAAGGAGAGAAGCCGGCCGCCAUGCAGCACGCCAACCGGAGCCAGCUGGAAGAUAGCAAACUGAAAGGCGCUUCGAGUGGCAGCAGCAGGUCCAGCAGCGCACUGCGCAGCCAUCAACAUCCGCUUAUGGCACUUCCGGUGGCAGUGAUGCUUCUACUCCUACUAGUCCAAAUACAAUUUCUUUCGCCACGUGGGCGAAACCAUGGCCAUCCGGCAAGCAGGUGAGAGCGGAAUACCCCGAUGCAGCGUCACUAUGUUUUGGGUCCGAUGCGAGGAACAAUGGAGCGGCAAACAACAGCAGAAUGAGACCGCUACUCUGGGGUCCGCUAAAUUAGGUUAAACGAGAGCAAAAAUGUAAUAUGUAUCCCCUUCUACUAGUCCAUUGCCGAGCGUUCGGCGGAGGCCACUUCCUACCGUAUCGAGGCGCACUGGGGUAGAUACAUAUUUUUCUCGCUCAAAAUCUACGGAUUUUGUUUCAGAUGCAUUUUAGAGAUGUUCGGAAGACUUUUAAUGACUUUUAAUGAAAUUAUAAGAGUUAAGGUAAACAAGUGUUUGUGAAACUGUUAGGAGACUCUAAUUGAUCGUUGGUGAGGACUGUCACAUACUCAAAUUCCGAACUGCUUGUAUGCACUUUUAUUUUGCUUUUUUCAAUGUCGAUGUAAUAACAUUUCAAAGAAAUUAACUAAUAAAAGGAAGCUUGAACUAAAUAAAUAUUUUUAUAAUCUGUAAAAAUAUUGUUCGUCGGUGCACGUACAUAAUGCGCCGACAAGUCACUGAUCUGAGAUCUAAUUUUGAAAGUUCAUCCGAGAUUGUUUCCUGAAUACUCUGAAUCUCGAGAGAGUGUGUAAUCUGACCCAGUGCGCAUUAGUCGGUUAGUGGUCGACCGGAAAGCUGUUCUUUCCAGUUCAGCUAAGCUGAAUCCCGGUUACCCCCAACAACAGCCCAUGCCUCACUCAUCUGGAUCCGAUCAACCGAGCAGCCACUUUGCUCUUUCAGCAAUGCAAACUGGACGAGUCCAAAUAAAAUGAAAUGUAAAUUUAAUUUCAGGUUUCCUCUUCCAGGGCGCGGAUAAUAGCGUUUAUUUUUUGCCUUUGGAAAUAAAAAGCUUUCUUCGAAAAAGUCUAAAUCCAAUUUUAUGGCUACUUCACUGUUACAGUUUGAAACGGAUAGAGGUAAACUUUGGGGGCUUAUUGUCGGUCCCUGAUCGACAAACCUUGUAAAUA
Molecule: messenger RNA, 4899 nt
Organism: Armigeres subalbatus
Lineage: Eukaryota; Metazoa; Arthropoda; Insecta; Diptera; Culicidae
Exons: 9
Coding region: 2516-3901 (461 amino acids)
Biological process (GO): synapse organization
Cellular component (GO): neuron projection membrane
Source: RefSeq, a predicted model, not a curated record